GACAGGCAACGCGCGGAAGAUGGCGGCGCCGGCGGAGGUCGGCGUGGCUGCGGGCCCCGCGGAGGCGACCGAGGCGGCAGAGCUGAGCCGCGCCCUGGGCCGCCUCCUGCCAGGGCUGGAAGCUGACAGCAAGCUAGGGCGACGGCGCGCGCUGGAGGCCCUGGAGCGCGCGCUGGACGCAGCGGCGGGGCCCGGCUGUGACCCCGUCACCUUUCAGGGCCCCUGGGCCGGCCUACUGCUUCCGCGUCUGCUGCGCCUCCUGGCCGACCCCGCCGAGGGUUGCCGUGCGCUGGCCGUGCACCUGUUGGACCUGGGCCUGCGCCGCGCCGCGCGGCCUCACGAUGCCCUGCCGCGCCUGCUGCCCUCGCUCGCCGCGCGCCUGGUCCGGCCCGAGCCCACGAGGCCGCCGCCGGAGCCUUGCGAGGAGCUGCGCCUGGCGCUCGUGCAGCUGCUCGGCUUGGCGGUGAGCCUGGGCGGCGCCGCGCUCGCGCCGCACCUGGACGACGCGGUGCGCGCGCUGCGCAGCGCGCUGCUGGACCCCUUUGCUGCCGUCCGCCGGGAGAGCUGCGAGUGUGCGGCCGCCCUGGCGCGUGCCACGCCAGACCACUUCCACAUGCAGUCGGAAUCUCUGAUUGGCCCCCUGAUGCAGACCAUCUCCCACCAGCACUGGAAGGUCCGGGUGGCUGUCAUUGAAGCCACAGGGACUGUGAUCCAGUUUGGCAACGGGAAGUCUGUGGACGACGUUCUUUCCCACUUUGCUCAGCGGCUCUUUGAUGAUGUCACUCAGGUCCGGCAGGCAGUGACGUCUGUGGUAGGAGGCUGGCUCCUGAAUCUGCGGGACCGCUAUUCCUUCUUCCACAAGCUCAUCCCACUGCUGCUAAGCAGCCUUAGUGACGAGAUGCCUGAAGUCCGGCAGUUGGCUGCCAGCCUUUGGGAGAAGAUCGGGCUGCAGUGGCAGAAGGAGAAUGAGGAAGACCUGAAGGACAAGCUGGACUUUGCCUCGCCACCCCCACCCCACUACCCCCCACAAGAGAUCCGCCCUGGGCUGGGCUGCCGGGAGCUAGUCUUCAGGAACCUCUCCAAGGUCCUCCCUGCCAUCUGUCAUGACAUCACCGACUGGGUGGUAGGAACCAGGGUGAAGGCCGCACAACUCCUGCCUGUGCUGCUGCUACAUGCGGAAGACCACAUCACCCAGCAUUUGGAGAUCGUCCUUCGAACCCUGCAGCGGGCCUGUGCCGACGAGGAGAAGGCUGUGGUCAGCAACUGUUUAAGGUCUGCAGAGCUGGUGGGGACAUUUGUCAGCCCGGAAGUGUUUCUGAAGCUGAUCUUGGCCAUGUUGAAGAAGGCGUCCUCCUCCUCUGUCCUCCUAGUCCUCGCUUCAGUCAUUCGAGGAUGCCCACGAGAUGCCCUCCAGCCACAUGUCAAGGUCAUCGCCUCCGAACUGGCCCAGCCGCACAUCUGCCAAGGUUCUGAAAAUGACCUUUACCUGGAGAACCUGCUGCUCUGUGUCCAGGCUCUGGUGUCCGUGUGUCAGGAGGACUGUGGUGCCAGCAGCCUGCAGCUCCUGGAGGUGCUGGUAAUGAUCAUGGCUGUGUCUGGUGCCACUGGCCUUGAGGACAAGGCCCAGGAGACCUUGGAUGCCCUGGCUGUGGUGGAGAAUGUCCCCAGUAGCCAGGACCUGUACCGCAAGCACAUGGGCACCCUCCUGGAGCAGCUGACUGCCUCUCAGGGCAACUGGACCAUCCACUCCCCUGAGCUGCUGCAGUUUCUCGUCCUCCUUACGCGGUCAGGCCCAGCCAUUGGAGAAAACCUACAGCACGUGAUCCCCACCCUCAGGACCUGCCUCCAGCCCACCGCAGACCCACACAUGCGCCUGAAGCUCUUUUCAGUCUUGUCCAUGGUGCUGCUGAAGCCAGAUGACACCGUCAACUCCCAGGGGCAGUUCCACGACCACCUCGAGACUGUGCUGAAAGAUAUCUUGGUCCCCAAUCUGCAGUGGCAAGCGGGGAGGACAGCUGCAGCCAUCCGCACGGCCACUGUGUCCUGCCUGUGGGCGCUCGUCAGCAGCAGCUUCCUGACAGCCAAGCAGGUGCAGGAGGCACAGGAGACUCUGAUGGCACAUGUGCUGGGUACGCUGGAAGAAGACUCCAUGAUGACCCGGCUGACGUCCUGCCGCAUCAUUAAUGCCUUUCUAAAGACCUCAGGGGCUGCGAUGGAUCCAGAUAAAUCCCUCAAGGUCUAUCCUGAGCUCCUGAAGUGCCUGGAUGAUGUCUCCAAUGACGUGAGGAUGGCAGCUGCCUCUGCCUUGCUCACCUGGCUGAAGUGUGUGCAGAGCUCCGAAGGGAAGGCCUACUAUCAAAGCAACAUCCAGUACCUCUACCGGGAGCUGCUAGUGUACCUGGAUGACCCCGAGAGUACCAUCCAGGACGCGGUUCUAGAGGUCCUCAAAGAGGGCAGCGUCUUGUUCCCGGAGCUCCUGGUACGGGAGACAGAGGCCGUGGUCCACAAGCACCGCUCGGCAGCCUACUGUGAGCAACUCCUACAGCAUGUGCAGGCCACAGCUAGGGUGACCCCGUGACUACACUCUGGAUGCCCUGGCCAUCCGUGGGGGGGCCUGUCAACCCUGCCUCAUCUCAGCUGGGUUCCUUGCAGACGGCACCCAUAGGCUGUGGCGGAUGCUAGCGGGGUAAAUGUCUGCGCCUUGCUGCCACCCACCCGGAUGGUAAAAUGUUUCCCAGCUCAGAAAAGCAGAGCUGGGCACACGGGCACCAUCAUAGAGGCCCAUGCCUCGCCCCGUGCCGGCAAUGGCAGAUGCCGGACCCUACUCCCUUCCACACCCAAGUGCCUGAGACACCCUCCAAGUGGAGUGUGAGUGACACCGCGAGCUGCCGUUCAUGCCAUCACCACUGGAAAGGCUGCAUUCCCAGCAGAUACUACCCUGUGUUUUUUGGUCUUUGCAGAAUUAAAAUAUUUAUUUAGUUACUUGA
Perognathus longimembris pacificus (Pacific pocket mouse) is the source of this 2987-nucleotide messenger RNA. It is a transcript of the gene Dnaaf5, whose product is annotated as dynein axonemal assembly factor 5. Bases 20 to 2578 code for a protein of 852 amino acids. The transcript has 13 exons. Gene Ontology annotation, molecular function: dynein intermediate chain binding. Lineage: Eukaryota; Metazoa; Chordata; Mammalia; Rodentia; Heteromyidae. Gene Ontology annotation, cellular component: cytoplasm. The record is from RefSeq and is a predicted model, not a curated record. Gene Ontology annotation, biological process: inner dynein arm assembly; cilium movement; outer dynein arm assembly.